AUGUCGGUACAAACGUUGUUAUUAGAUUUUUCUGUAGACCCUGCUCGACUUGGUGAUGAGAGUGGUCAAAAAGCUGUAUUUGGACAGCUGGAAACUGUGUUAAAAGAUUAUAUACCAAACCUUAUAUUAGCCGCUGACAUAAAAGUGGAUGGAGGUUCUUUGAAAGUAUUAACUGGUAAAAAGGAUACUACGGUGUCGGUGAGAUUAUUUGACCGAGGCUUAGUAACUAUUAACAUAGAGUAUUACAAGGAAGAUAAUGAGGAGCCACUAAUCAGCUUCAAGUCUGCGAGGGUAUUGGAAGGUCAGCUGAAAAAGUACAUCACAUUUACAAAAUCUCAAGCUUAUGCUCCCAUUAAACGCUGCUUAUUUAGCAGGUAUUAUCCAACAUCAGAUGAAAGACUUCUUGAGUAUGACAUUGAUGCUGUGUUAUUUGAUGAACAAUCACCCUUCCAGAGAGUGCAAAUCGUGCACUCGAAGUCUCUCGGCAACAUGCUGGUGUUGGAUGAUUUGCAAAAUAUAUCAGAAGCUGAUCUGAUCUACACGGAGACACUUAUGCAAAGAGGAAAGGAGAGUUAUGAAGGGAAAGAAAUUGUCAUUUUAGGUGGCGGUGACGGUGCCCUAUUGUAUGAACUGCUGAAGGAGAAGCCGAAGUUCGUGUGGAUGUUGGAGAUCGACGAACUGGUCAUGUCUGCAUGCAACAAGCACUUGCAGUCCAUUUGCGGCGAUGUGCUGGAGAGAAGGAAGGGACCUAACUACGAGAUAAUCGUAGAAGACUGUAUGCUAACUGUGAACAAGUUUAUCAGCGAGAACAAGAAGGUGGACUACAUAUUCGGCGACCUCACCGACAUUCCCAUAUCGGAUUCCGCGUGCGGCGAGCUGUGGGAGUUCAUGAUCACCAUACUGCGCGCGGCCUUCCAGAUUCUCAAGCCCACGGGCAAGUUUAUGACUCAUGGUAAUGGAGCGACCUCUCCAGAAUCAUUAGAGCUAUAUGAACAGGAACUGAUGAAGCUGAACCCUGCCGUCAAGUACUCGAAGAGCAAGGCCUUCGUGCCCUCUUUCCUCGAGGACUGGAUCUUCUACCAGAUAUCAUUCAAGAACACCGAUAACGGAGACGCUUAA
This is a messenger RNA of Parnassius mnemosyne (clouded apollo), 1119 nucleotides long. The record is from the annotation of a GenBank genome assembly. NCBI's taxonomy places the organism in Eukaryota, Metazoa, Arthropoda, Insecta, Lepidoptera, Papilionidae.